Molecule: messenger RNA, 3231 nt
Organism: Telopea speciosissima
Lineage: Eukaryota; Viridiplantae; Streptophyta; Magnoliopsida; Proteales; Proteaceae
Exons: 1
Coding region: 485-2848 (787 amino acids)
Source: RefSeq, a predicted model, not a curated record
UCCCGAGUCUUUCUUUUUGCAACUUCCCUUUUAUUUCUAUUCUCUCUCUCUCCUCCAGUCUUCCUUCUCCUUCUCCUCUAUAGGAAUUGCAGCUAAACAACUCCACAAACAGCUAAAAGACCCAGCAAUAAAAACAAGCAACAGAGUCCAAAACUUCUCAGUUUUUCUUUAGAUCGCCGGUUUCCGGCAUGGGAAACCGGCGUAGAAGUGAAUAUCACCCACUGCCGGCGGCUUCUUCCGCCUAAAUGCAAGGAAAGAGCCGUCUACAACCAGUUGAUGUCAGUGUUCAAAGUUCCGACGAUGAUGACGAUGAUGACGAUGAUGAUGGAAGAAGAAGAAUAACAACCACACAAGUGUUCUCAGCUUCUUCUUCUUCUUCUUCUGUCUCUACCAGAGCUGAACCUUCCUCUAGUACUAUACUACUACUAUUCAUUAUUAUUUAUUUGUUUCUGUUGUCACUGGGUUCCGCUGGGAAAUAUCAACAAUGGCAGCCACUGCCAAUAGUGCUUCGUUAGAGUCCUCGAUUCCGGUUUCGGCAGACGACCUCACGGCAAAGGCAGUACACAAGCGCUAUGAGGGGUUGGUGACGGUAAGGACCAAAGCCAUAAAGGGUAAAGGAGCUUGGUACUGGGCACACCUGGAGCCCAUACUCGUUCAUAAUUCCGAUACUGGCCUCGCUAAAGCCGUCAAGCUCCGGUGUUCGCUUUGCGAUGCUGUGUUCUCUGCUUCGAACCCGUCUCGCACUGCUUCAGAGCAUCUCAAGAGGGGUACUUGUCCCAAUUUCAGUUCCGUUGCCAAGCCCAUCUCCUCCGUUUCACCUACUCCUAUCACUACCCUCGCCUCUCCUUCUUCGUCUCAUCAUCUCCAGCCUCACCACCAUCAUCCCAACCACCGCAAACGCAGUUUAUCUUUGCCCGGUUCCGGCGGCGGUAGUGGAACUUCCUCCUACCAUGUCCCACCACUUGCCAUGGUCGAUCCUUCCCGCUUGUGCGCUGACCUCUGUUAUUCCUCCGCAACAGUAGUUUCUACUUCAAGUGCUGCUGCAGCUUUGCCUCCACCUCAACAGCCUCAGCAGCAGCAUUUGAUGCUGUCGGGUGGGAAGGAAGACUUGGGUGCUCUCGCUAUGCUUGAAGAUAGCGUGAAAAAGCUCAAAAGUCCCAAGACCUCCCCAAGCCCAACCCUUAGCAAGAACCAGAUUGACUCCGCUCUGAACCUCCUCGCUGACUGGCUCUAUGAAUCCUGUGGUGCUGUCUCUUUCUCAAGCCUCGAGCACCCAAAGUUCCGAGCAUUCCUUAACCAGGUGGGUCUUCCCGCAAUCUCUCGCAAGGAGUUUGCAGGUUCCAGGUUGGAUGCCAAGUUCGAAGAAGCCAAAACCGAGUCAGAAGCGAGGAUUACGGAUGCGAUGUUCUUCCAAGUGGCCUCUGAUGGUUGGCAACCUAAGCAUUCGGGCUUUGUUGGUGGAGAGAACUUGGUGAAUUUGACGGUGAACCUUCCCAAUGGAACCAGCGUGUAUCGAAAAGCGGUGCUCUCGAACGGCCCUGUUCCGUCAAAGCAUGCCGAGGAGAUUCUGUGGGAGACGAUCACCGGCAUAUGUGGGAGUGUUGUGCAACGCUGUGUGGGGAUCGUUGCUGACAAGUUUAAGGCCAAGGCAUUGAGAAAUUUGGAGAAUCAGAACCAUUGGAUGGUUAAUCUCUCUUGUCAACUUCAGGGGUUUAUUAGCCUUAUAAAGGACUUUAGCAGAGAGCUUCCACUCUUCAAAACCGUUACUGUCAAUUGCCUGAAGCUUGCUAAUUUCUUCAACUCUGAGUCCCAAGUUCGGAACUGCUUCCAGAAGUACCAAUUGCAGGAGCUUGAACAUGCUGAGUUGCUUCGGGUGCCUCCACCCGAGUUUGAGAACACUAAGAACUUCGUUUCUGUGUAUGCCAUGUUGGAGGACAUUUUGUCUUCUGCCCAGGCACUUCAGCAAGUUGUGUUGGAUGACUCGUACAAGGUUGCCUGCGUGGAAGACCCAGUUGCGAGGGAGGUUGCCGAGAUGAUUGGGGACAUGGGAUUUUGGACUAAUUUAGAGGCAGUUCACUCCCUUGUGAAGCUCAUUAGAGGGAUGGCUCAGGAGAUUGAGGCAGAGAGGCCGUUGGUCGGACAAUGUCUCCCACUUUGGGAUGUACUAAGGACAAAAGUGAAGGAAUGGUGUGCCAAAUUUAACAUUGCAGAAGAACCUGUAGAGAAGGUUAUUGAAAAGAGGUUCAAGAAGAACUACCAUCCAGCUUGGUCAGCUGCCUUCAUACUUGACCCGCUAUACUUGAUGAGAGACACUAGUGGAAAGUACCUCCCACCCUUCAAGUACUUGACACUUGAGCAGGAGAAGGAUGUGGACAAGCUCAUAACCAGGUUAGUAUCCAGGGAGGAGGCCCAUAUUGCUCUGAUGGAGCUCAUGAAAUGGAGGUCAGAAGGGCUUGAUCCGUUGUAUGCACAAGCUGUCCAGGUUAAGCAGCGAGACCCCAUGACAGGAAAGAUGAAAAUUGCAAAUCCCCAGAGCAGUAGAUUGGUGUGGGAAACAUGUCUCAGCGAAUUCAAGUCACUGGGGAAAGUUGCAGUGAGGCUUAUUUUUCUCCAUGCAACCUCGUGUGGUUUCAAGUGCAACUGGUCGUUCUUGAGGUGGGUGUGUUCCCAUAGCCACUCAAGAGCCGGCAUGGAGAGGGCCCAGAAGAUGAUAUUCAUUGCAGCCCAUUCCAAGCUUGAAAGGAGAGAUUUUUCCACCGAGGACGACAAGGACGCAGAGAUGUUCGCUUUGGAAAAUGGUGAGGAUGAUGUGCUCAAUGAGGUCUUUGUUGACCCAUCCUCGGUGUAACAUUUUUGUUUUACUUUGUAGAAUUCUGGAUUGUAGGAUUUAUUGAAUUCUUUCCACUAGUCUUUUCUCUUCGUUCUGGUUGUUUACUUACACUUCUGAUAGAAGAUUUUGGGGCAGUAAGGUUGGGGGUGAGGGAGAAAUUGAAAUAUGUAUUAUCACUGCUAUACACAGGCCUCAUGGUUCAAAUGGAUCAGCUAUCUCCUGCCCUAGCAUGGUUUUGGGGUUAUUGGGUUUGCAGAAAAAAAAAAAAAAAAACUCUCCUUGUUUAUAAGAGUUGUGGAGGAACAGAACAGGAAGAAUGUUGUUACAUUUUGGUUCCUAGAGUAUAAUUUGGGAUAAAUAAUAUUUAUGAAGAAGAGGCUUUUUCUCUCUUUCUAAUUGAA